AUGAAAUACAUCCAUACGUAUCGCAGCCACCAGUAGUUUUUGAUUCCGUUCUCGUUUUCAGUUAAUUUGUGCUUGUAGUGAGUAUCGAGCGAGCGCUGCCAGUAGAUCUAUCGGAGUCCGUAUCUGAAUCGUAGCUAAAGCUGGGCCCGUAACCGGAGACACAAACAAGGCCAGAAUCAGCACUAUCGUUGUUCCGAUUGAUCGGAUUCGGAUCUACAGUUUCCCGCAAGCAACAAAACUUUUCCCUAUUCAUUUUUAUUUUGACCUCGUGUACGAACGACGCGCGGUGGCGGUGGUGGUUGGAUUCAGCCAAAGGGUUCUACUAAAAUGUUGGCGUCAAUUCGCUGUGCGAAGCAUUGCUUCGUUGUAUUAAAAUUGCUCUGUUAACGUGUCUUAAUAGUUCCGUGCCGCGUAUACUGUCGAUUUUCAUUGCUCACAACAGUUAUCUAAAGACCACAUAGAUAUGUGCAUAUGUAUGUAUAUACGCAAGCGGCAAAUGUGCCUAAAAAAUAUCAAGUGACGUGACGAUUAAACCGAUUUUUUGUGCGAGAAUUUUAAUAGAACUUUUACUAGUACAUAUAAGUAUAAGCGUAAAUAGCAGGACAUUGUUACCUACAUACCUGCCCAAUCACGCUGAUAGUAAACAUAUUUACAAACAUACACACAAUCAGAUAAGCAAUUGCUGUAUGUCAGCCCAUCUGAUUAAAACUUUGACGAAAAAUCAACAAUUGUAAAAUCGUUAAGUGUGCGAAUACAUAAAAAUAGUUACAGAAUCUAACUAAAUCGCCAUUAAAAUCACGUUCUUACUAACUGGGCGUGCUCACAACGACAACGUCAACAAAACAACAGCAAUAACAGUUGCGCGACAGCAACAGUUACAACAAAAAUUACCGCAGAGUAAACAACAUAAGUGUAUUGAAGUAAACUUUAUCAAAUUAACAAAUACAAAGUUGAAUACAAAAUACAAAGCCAAAAAGUUAAACACACACUAGCAGUGCAAAGAUUACGCGAGCGACUAUGUGUAUAGUGUUGAAUUAUUAACAAAGCCAAAAACUCAAGUCAGAAAGUAAACGAGCGUUGCGCGAGUUGGAAAUAUUUUCCAUACCACUUGUUCGGAGAAUACAGUUCGUGUAUCAAUUUUCACAAGUGAUCGUACAAUUAACUUGAAAUUUGUUAAAUAUAAAAAAAAUAUUUUAAUAAAUACAUACAUACAUACAUAGAUCUUAAAGAAUAAUACAGACAAAAGUUUUAAUAACUAAAUAAAACGUAUUAAACUCGUUUAUUCGGUGUUUUUUAGUCGUCCCAUGCGAGAUAAGUCAAUGCGCCGUCAUGUUUUCAAGCAUUUGACUAGACGCGAAUAGCGCCUUAUUGCCGUCUAAUUACAGUGUUAAAUUGCUGUAACGCCUACGCUAGAAACAACAUUGCGAAAACUACCAGUUCAAUAUACCGAAAGACACCGUUUUUGAAUCCAGCAAUUGUGAUAAAACAAACUUGCAUAUAAAUAAAUGGAGAAGUCUAAUCACAAAGAACUCCGAUUCCAUACCAAUGAGCACCAAGUGAGUUACAUGUAUCUGAUAAACAAAAUGCUGCUGAAAAUCGAGAAUACCCUACUGCGAAGCCAUCGACAACGCGAAACCACUGGAAUAAAGGAGCUAUACAAUUCCUUUUUCGUAUUAUUUUAAACAAUCUAGCCGAAAAUACCUUAAACUGUUUUAGUCAAACAGCAUUCAGUGUCAAAAUAAAAUAUUUAGCCAACAUAGCAAGUUUGUUACUAGUUUGUGUUACAAAGUUAUAUGCACAUAUUUACUGUUAAAAAAAAAUAAUCAAAAAAACACAAAAAAAAUAAAAAAUAAAUAAAAAUGAAAUA
Rhagoletis pomonella (apple maggot) is the source of this 1867-nucleotide messenger RNA. RefSeq lists its product as uncharacterized. The transcript is spliced from 2 exons. The coding region runs from base 1506 to 1682 and encodes 58 amino acids. NCBI's taxonomy places the organism in Eukaryota, Metazoa, Arthropoda, Insecta, Diptera, Tephritidae. The record is from RefSeq and is a predicted model, not a curated record.